CCAGUGGUGACGUCGCCGCGUGUUCUGUCAAUCUAUUAAUAACUGCGGAGUUUAUAUAGAAGAGGCCUGCCCAGUAACUUGUUGUUGGAUACUCACCAAACUAUCGAUCUCCAAGUCAACAAAAAACAAAAUCCUCCAAAAUGAAGGUCCAAAUUCUUACUGCUGCCCUGGCCUCCGUUGCUGCUGCCAACGUCGCCAUGCCCAGCUUCUGGCCCACUGAGGGACUUGAGCACCUCCAGUCCGAGGAUGGCUACACCAUUACUAUGUACGAGAACAUGCAAACGGAAAUUACUGCCGUUCAGAAGAGUGAUGGCGGGUUCCGAGGCAACUCGAUCUACGACCCCAAGACUUGCAAGAAGACCAGCCUAAAGGUUCUCCCUCGAUUCACUACCGCUGUUUCUGCCUACUACUCUUGGCGCAUGUCCAAGGUUGUCUACAAGCUUGAUGAUGCCACCAUGAUGGCGUACUGGGGUAAAGCAGACAAGGCUACCCGUGAUCUCGUCUCCAACACCUACAUAAAGCUCUUCUGGGAGUCUAAGACCGAAAACCGUGGCUUCCUUCAGAUUGCGUGCGACUUUGAGCACUGCGAGAAUGCCGAGAAGCCUGGUGUUCUCAAGUUGACUGUUAACCCCAAGGAGCAGACUGUUGAUGUUGCCAUGUGCCCCGUUUACUACAGCAUCUUCGGUCUUCUAAACCUUAACUGCAAGUCCGAGUGGCUCACCUCGUCGGGCUUCCAGAUGGUUUUUGCUGGCUUGCCUCCCCAGGGCGCUGGGCUUCGUCUUGAAGGCGAGCGUACCCGCAACGCCAUUAUUUAUUGGAUGGCCGCUGAGAAGCUCCAGUGCACAAACAUCGACGAAAGCCAAGAGUUGCAAGGCAUGGCCCUCAAGCAGGAGCUAGGUAUCCAGAAGCUGUUUGAGCAGCUGUAGGUUGAUAUGCGUGUAAGGUGAAUGCCUUCACUAGGUUAUGUAGCAGAGUACGGUAUAAGCAAUAUUUAAUUAUAAAACAACUUGGCUGUGAAAUUCUUACAUUUGAGCCUUAGAGUGCCUUGCCACGGUCGGUCUAGUCUAUCCGUCCCGCAUUGUUCCUGUGGAGAGCAUGUAAUGCCAUGACCAGUAAAAGCGCGGGCCAAGCAAGCCCUAGAGUCAACGUUACCAUUUUCCCCUGAUGUCUCCAUUCUCCAAGAUUCAGCAGCCCAUGGGGUAUGGACCACUUGGCAGACUGUAAAAUAAAAUAGGAAGACGCGAUGUAGGUUUCUGGUCGCCAUCCACAGUAAUGUUGAUAUGCGGCUCAAAUGAUGUAGACUUUCAAGCCCUCUCUUUUUUAUGGCUGCAGCCGCAUCUCAUCUGAGUUUGCCUCGCAGCUCCCUAAUUGGAACUAGCCGCGAUGGCGCACACCGGCACUGGUGUUAGAUUCGAUUCGGGGGGCCAGAGCAUCGGGUCCCACUGCCUGCCUGCCACAGAAUUCAACGUUGCAAGCCGCCUGUCCGUGAGAAGCCGAAGCCAUUGUAACGGUGGCAGUGCUGUAUGCCGGGGAAUUAAACGGCUUGUACUUCCGAAGCCGGGGUAUUGGCAAGUUGCAAAAGGUCGACACCAUUAGUAGGGUGUUGGUGAGAGUGAAAUCAGACAUACAAGCGACGUCAUUUUUUGUUAAUGAGUAGUACUAAACUCCUUUUGUGGAAGUAGGUAAUAGACGCCAUCCUGGACUGCGUUGGUAACAACCUCAAUAAUCCUCGGCUGUCCUGUUUGGGCUACGACAGCUUGAACAACCUCUGCUCUAUAGUCCUCGUUCUGUAACAAUCCCCCGGAUAGAACCAAUCCAGUCUUACUCAUCGGGAUGUUGUCACUUUGCAUAAGUAGUUCAACAAGACGGGCUAGACUUGCGGCGCCGUUGUAAACAAUGCGCCGAGCAGCAUCGUUACUGUGGGAUAGAUUCAGUACAACUUUUGCCACCGAUGCAAUUUUGGAAGCAGUUUGCGAGUCAUUACUUCCGGACUGAGGAGUACCAGCACCCCCUGUCAGGAUCGCACUCAAUAGGUCAAAUGGUGUUGAGCUCGAAGUCGCUGGCUCAAAGUGUUCGACGAUAGCCCUUGUCAAGACGCUUAGCUGGGGCUGGCCAUCACUGUAAUUUUGUAGACGGUAUAAAUCCAGCUCUUCCAAAGCCCAUCGCAGAGCGUCUCGCCCAAUAGCAUAACCUGAUCCGUCAUCGCCGAGCAGAUGACCCCAUCCACCUACUCGGGCUGUCCGUGUCCAUUCGGUGCCCCUUUUUUCAUAUAGCAUAGCAAUAGAUCCGGUUCCAGAUACUAGUGCAAUAAUCUUUUCCAGAUCUUUCUUCCAAUAAGCUUGAACAGGGAGAAGAUCGAUAUCCGUCGUUAUCUUGAUAUUCGCACGUGGUGUGGAACGGAACAAAAUCGCAAGCUGGUCAUUCGCUUCAGAGGCCAAGGAAGGUCUGUCAUAUCCCGCCAUUGCAAUCCAGAUUUUAGAAAAUUCAAUAUCGCGUACGCGAUUGCCUUUAGUGAAUUGACAAGAAUCAAUUGCUUCCUGUACGGCUUCGGACACUGCACGGACCGCCGCAUUCACACCCAUGGUAGACC
Messenger RNA from [Torrubiella] hemipterigena, 2590 nucleotides. The record is from the annotation of a GenBank genome assembly. NCBI's taxonomy places the organism in Eukaryota, Fungi, Ascomycota, Sordariomycetes, Hypocreales, Clavicipitaceae.